AUGCAACAGGUUGAAAUAUUUCUUAAUGGAACCCGAGAUUACGAUCAGCUUAUUGGUCAAACUGGGCCUUGUGUAUAUCCUGCCGGACAUCUUUAUAUCUACUCACUUUUGUAUUUACUGACAAAUAAGGGUAAAAAUGUAUUUGUUGCUCAGUGCAUAUUCGCAUCUUUAUAUCUGAUAACCUUGGGGCUUGUAUUCAAUAUUUAUCAUAAACUUAAAAAGGUUCCCUUAUUUCCCAUUCUUCUCAUGUCGUUCGCUUCUUAUCGAGUUCAUUCUAUUUACUUACUUCGUCUUUUCAAUGACACUUGGUCAAUGUUCUUUCUCUACUCCUCUAUUAACUUGUGUUUGUAUAAUUAUUUCAGUUUAGCCUCUAUCCUUUUCAGCCUAGCUGUUGGUGUUAAAAUGAAUAUUUUGCUUUUUGCUCCUGGAUUUCUCUUUGUUCUGCUCAAAAACCGCGGUGUUUAUGAAACCAUCGGCCACUUGGCUGAGUGCGCUUCAGUCCAAGUCUUAUUGGGUGCCAUUUUCCUAUUCCGCAAUUCAGAGGCCUACUUUGGCCGUGCUUUUGAAUUUAGUCGGCAAUUUAUGUAUAAAUGGACAGUAAAUUGGAGGCUCGUUCCGGAGUCCCUCUUUCUUGAUCGUCGCUUUCAGUUAGCCCUUCUUGCUCUGCAUAAUGAAAAAAUGUUUAAAUAUUGCUUUUGUAAAGUUAUUUUAUUUUCCAAAUUUUUGUCUACACUUUGGCGAAUUUACACAUAUUUGUUUUCUUUUCGGUUUUGUUUUGUAGAUGUUCUUUACCCCAUGUUUGUGUCCAAUUUCAUUGGACUCGCAUGCAGUCGGUCGUUGCAUUAUCAGUUCUAUGUUUGGUACUACCACACUAUUCCCUUUCUCUUGUGGUCUGCAACUCCCCUAACGAAUCCAAUUCGGUUCCUCAUCUUUGGGCUCAUUGAGAUGUCCUGGAACGUCUAUCCAUCGACAGAGGCUAGCAGUCUGACCCUUCAUAUUUGUCAUGCUACUAUUCUCCUUGGCCUGGCCUUCUCGUCCAUAAAAUCAUCAACUUUUCUCCCCUCAUCUCCCACCGAAAUAAGCAAAUCAAGUGGUCGCAAAAAGAAGUCGCAGUAG
This is a messenger RNA of Rodentolepis nana, 1116 nucleotides long. NCBI's taxonomy places the organism in Eukaryota, Metazoa, Platyhelminthes, Cestoda, Cyclophyllidea, Hymenolepididae. The record is from the annotation of a GenBank genome assembly.